UGUGCUUGACUGGCAUAUAGAUAGAGCUUUGACCAUCAUAAUAUUUAUAGACCUAUUAUUAGCGUCCAGUCCAAGUUUUCAAAUUUUUAUUGAAAUGGAUCACCCAACACAGAAACAAAUAAAAUUCCUUAAUCAAAAGCUGCAGGUUUUAGAUGAGGAGAAAUGUCUGUUACAGAGGAGAAUCGAAGACUAUGUUACACAAGUUAAACAAGAUACAAUGUUGUGGAUAGAAGGCCACCAUGAAAAAGAUUUAUCACUUAUUCGAAGCAUGAUUGACACAGCUACAGUCAAGUUAGUGGACACCUAUGAUGUGUUUGCUGUUGAUAUAGGUCAUGCUUCCGCACAGUUCGCCGAAGAAGAUCAUACUAUACCAUCUGAUCUUCCAAAGACUGGCAUACCUAUAUCAAAUAAUGAGACCAAAGGUAAAGCAAUAUAA
Molecule: messenger RNA, 436 nt
Organism: Physella acuta
Lineage: Eukaryota; Metazoa; Mollusca; Gastropoda; Physidae
Source: RefSeq, a predicted model, not a curated record